ACACCUUUGCAGCAGCUUAUCCGGCAUUGGAUGAAUGAGAGACAUUCGCCAGAUAUACUCGAGGGGCAGGAGGGCGUACUGGGGACUCUGUUAGACCACAUCCGGAGACAGUCAGAGACCGUGACACUUCUGAAGGGCGAUCCGAAUUCGUCUGAGGAUGAACAUUUCCGAAUUGUACUCGCUCAGACGGAGAUCGAAAGAGUGAAGUUCAUCGUACGCUCGUAUCUUCGGACCCGCCUCUUCAAGAUAGAGAAAUAUUCUCGGCACAUAAUACAUGAAGUUGAACUCCAGACGCGACUGUCUCAGACAGAGCUGAAUCAUGCCAAACGAUAUGCCGAUCUCUGGGAAGCACACCUGAGGACUGCACUACUGGAUGCCCUACCAAGAGCCCAGCGCGAACUCGAUGUGAAGGACAAUCCGUUUGAGCCUCCGAUGGUUACUAUGCCUGAUCAUAUGCGAGCCGUUUUCGUGCACGCACUGGACGAGUGCCCUCCCGUGAUCCUACCAGAUGGCACAACGCUGCAAGCGCAAAAGGGGCACAUCGUGCUGACACCAUACGCUGUCGUCCAGCAGUUACUUACCAUGGGCCUCGUCGAGCUCGUCUAAUACGUCUGAUUUUGUAUCGCCUUGUUUCGUUUGGAAUGUCGAUGUUGUAAUUGUACGUUCAAACGCGGCUUCAGGUAAAGAAUC
This is a messenger RNA of Stereum hirsutum FP-91666 SS1, 690 nucleotides long. RefSeq names its product GINS complex Sld5 component. The coding region runs from base 31 to 606 and encodes 191 amino acids. Gene Ontology annotation, cellular component: GINS complex. Gene Ontology annotation, biological process: double-strand break repair via break-induced replication; DNA-templated DNA replication. The record is from RefSeq and is a predicted model, not a curated record. The transcript is spliced from 6 exons. NCBI's taxonomy places the organism in Eukaryota, Fungi, Basidiomycota, Agaricomycetes, Russulales, Stereaceae.